Molecule: messenger RNA, 1593 nt
Organism: Trypanosoma theileri
Lineage: Eukaryota; Euglenozoa; Kinetoplastea; Trypanosomatida; Trypanosomatidae
Product: ubiquinone biosynthesis protein
Exons: 1
Coding region: 1-1593 (530 amino acids)
Biological process (GO): protein phosphorylation
Molecular function (GO): ATP binding; protein kinase activity
Source: RefSeq, a predicted model, not a curated record
AUGAUAUUCCGUGUUAUGUGGAGACGCCGGUUUAUUGUGGCUUUUGUUGGUGUGCCUAUUGUUUCAUUUGGAGGAUAUAGUGUUUAUAAUCACUUUCGACGAGUCGAACGGGUUCCUUUGACUAUUUUUGCACCAAAAAUAGAUGCUAAUGGAUCUUUAGUACUGGAAGAUAAAGUAGUAACAAAACCUGGUACUCUUUCAAUUGCGGGUCGCCUGGUAGAACUUUUUAUAAUUUUUUUCCCACUUGCCGUACUUUAUAUAUUUAUGCGAUUACGCCGAGAUUGGUAUUUUCGUUGGCUAGAACUUCUUUUACGUGCUGUUCAACGUGCUGGUCCUGCCUUUGUGAAGGCUGGUCAGUGGAGUUGCACACGACACGAUAUCUUCUCUCCAGAGUUCCGUUCCGUAUUUAAACGACUAUAUAAUGAAGUGGAUAUACACCCAUACGCUGUAUCUAUGCAAGUACUGCGGGAAGAACUGCAACAAGACCCAUUGGAAGUAUUUUCAAGUGUGAAAGAAACACCCGUUGGUUCUGGUUCUAUUGGACAAGUACAUCUUGCCACCAUGCGUCAUAGUGGUGAAACUGUUGUUGUGAAGAUAAUGCAUCCUGAUAUUGUAGAAACCAUUGUGAAGGAUUUUACGAUUGUUUUAACGGCCGCACGACUGGCCGAUGCUUGUUUUCCAUCACUGGAGAUGUAUGAACUACCGACGUUGGCGCAUGCAUGGGUGGGUCAUCUCGCUGCCCAAUUGGAUUUCCGUUUAGAGGCGAAACAUCUCUCUAUUUUCCGUGAGAAUUUUAAACAUGAACCAUUUGUAGAUUUUCCAAAACCUCUAUUUUCUACGCAACGAGUACUUGUGGAAACCUUUUGUAAAGGAGAACCGGCUUGUCCAGAGUUCCUCAGUGCACAAGAAGAGCAUGUACGAGAUAUUCUCGCACAUAAAGGAUUAAAUACAUGGUGUAAGAUGCUUCUUCAUGAUCAUUUUGUUCAUGGUGAUAUGCAUCCUGGUAAUAUUCUCAUUGAUGUCUCUGAUCCACAUGAUCCACGUGUUUCUCUUAUAGACGUUGGUUUAUGUCAACGGAUUACACCAGAAGAGGUUAGUAUUACACAUGAUCUGAUGGAAUCUUUUGUAAGGUGGAAGUAUGAUUUAUGUGCACAAUCUCUUCUUAGUAUGGGUAAUAAGCAAAAGUUUGUAAAUAAGGAGAAAUUUAUACAAGAAGUAGAAUGGCUAUUUGAACAUUGGAGACCUAAAAAGGCUUCUGAUUUUGCUGUAACCAAUAUUUUACAAUCUUUAUUUGAAUGUAUUCGUGAAAAUCAUGUUCAGAUGGAACCACCAUAUGUUUCACUUCUCUUUUCAGUCCUUGUAUUGGAGUCAUUUAUUAUGAAUCUUAAUCCUGAAUUCAAUAUGGUGCGCCACGCCGCUCCUUGGCUAGUAACUGAAGGACAUUUCUCCUACGCUCUGACGAAGAAUAUUAUUUUAACCCAGUUGGAUGUUAUGAAACAGAAAUUGAGUGUUCUCCGUGGUCGUGUUAGAGACGGUGUAUAUGAAGAAUUGGCACUAAAGAAGAAUGUACGUGUAAGCGUAAGCGAGUGGUAA